This is a messenger RNA of Rhizophagus irregularis DAOM 181602=DAOM 197198, 1410 nucleotides long. The record is from RefSeq and is a predicted model, not a curated record. NCBI's taxonomy places the organism in Eukaryota, Fungi, Glomeromycota, Glomeromycetes, Glomerales, Glomeraceae.
AUGGAUUCAAGAUUAUAUUCAGGAAUUUUGAAAAAUUUUGAAAAUUUAUUAUCAUCAAAGAAGAAUUAUGAUGUUAUUAUUCAGGCUGGUGAAGGACUUAACCAAAGAGAACUUUUUGCUCAUUCUACUGUACUUCGUUGUCAGUCAAAUUAUUUUGAUACAGCUUUUUCUUCUAGUUGGGCUGAGAAAAGGAAUGGAAAAUUUUUUUUUAAGAAACCAAAUAUUUCUCCAUAUAUUCUUGAAGCUAUUCUCAGAUAUUUAUAUUGUGGAAGUAUAGAAUUGAACACAAUGUCUGGGACAUAUAUUUUAAAUUUAUUGGUUGCUACAGAUGAAUUGGAUUUACAUUCACUUGGUGAAUAUGUUCAGGACUUUUUUAUAAAGUUUCAAUACAAAUUCUUAAAGAAUGACCCUAUUGCAAUACUUGAAAUUAUUUUUCAACAUGAAACUUUUACAAAAUUAAAAGACUAUUUUUUAGAAAUAAUCUGUCAAGAAUCAGACAUUUUAUUUGGAACCGAUAAAAUUUCAGCUUUACCGGCACAGAUAUUAGAAACAUUACUUUUACGAGAUGACCUUGCAUUAGAUGAAAUUGAAGUAUGGAAUAAUUUGAUUACAUGGACUCAUGCACAACAACCUACCGUUAAAGAAGAUCCUCACAAAUGGACUAACGAGGAAUUAACAUUAAUGGCAAAAACAUUAUCUAGAUUUAUUCCGUUAAUUAGAUUUCAUGAUAUUAGUUCAAAGGAAUUUUAUAACAAGGUGUUACCUUAUCAGUAUUUAUUGCCAGAAAGAUUGAGACUAGAAAUUUUGCGAUUUUAUUUGGUUGGUGAUUUAAGACAAAUAGGUUCAUUACCAUCAAGAAUCUUGUGCAAUGCUAAUGAACUUGAUUCCAAUAUUAUUAAUGCAAAAUAUCUGGCAUUAUUUGCACGUUGGAUGGAUAAAAAAGACAAAGUCUUAAAAAGAAUGUCCCAAAAUUUUAAUCUUAUUUUACGAGGUAGCAGGGAUGGGUUUGAUGCUGAUACUUUUCAUUUAAAAUGUGAUAAUAAAGGACCAACAAUCGUGGUCGCUAAAAUUAAAGAAACGCAUAAAAUAGUUGGAGGGUAUAAUCCACUUGAUUGGGAAGGACUCUCUCUUAAAAGUACACCAGAUAGUUUUAUAUUUUUAUUUGAAAGUUGUGAUGAUGUUAAUGCAGGUAAGAUUGGUAGAGUGAUUAAAACGUCAAAUGCUAUUGUUUGUGAUCCUUCGUGGGGACCUCUCUUCGGUAAUUACGAUAAUGGUAGCAAUGAUUUAACUAUGAAUGCAUAUGGGAAGUGGACUUCUGCUACGAAUGCUUAUCCAAAUAUCAAUAUUCCAAGAAAAUUUGAAGUUGAUGACUAUGAAGUUUAUCAAGUAGUUUAUCAAGUAGAUAAUUAA